Lepidothrix coronata (blue-crowned manakin) is the source of this 16517-nucleotide messenger RNA. RefSeq names its product lysine methyltransferase 2D (gene KMT2D). The record is from RefSeq and is a predicted model, not a curated record. Lineage: Eukaryota; Metazoa; Chordata; Aves; Passeriformes; Pipridae. Gene Ontology annotation, molecular function: histone H3K4 methyltransferase activity; histone binding; transcription coactivator activity. Gene Ontology annotation, biological process: positive regulation of transcription by RNA polymerase II. Gene Ontology annotation, cellular component: nucleus; MLL3/4 complex. The transcript has 54 exons. The coding region runs from base 1 to 16038 and encodes 5345 amino acids.
AUGGACCCGCCGGGCCGCCGCUGCGCCCUCUGCAACUGUGGGGACUGGAGCCCGCACGGGCAGUGGGAGCUGCAGCGCUUCGAGCCGGUGCCCGACUGGCCCGAGCGGCUGGUGGGCAACAACCCCCCCGAGGGGCCUGGCCAGCCCCCCCCGGGGUCCGGCCAACCCCCCCCGGAGCCGGAGCUGGCGGGCGACAACCCGGUGCAGAUCGGCUUCUCCGAGGGGCUGACCCCGGCGCAGCUCUUCGAGCCGACAGGGCACUGCUGGGUGCAUCGCUGCUGCGCGGCCUGGGCGGCCGGCGCGGGGCCGGAGGCGGCCGCCGUGGCCAGAGCUGUUUUCUCAGGGAUCUCACAGAAAUGUGAACGCUGCGGGCGGGCGGGGGCCACCAUCCCGUGCCGGGCGGCCGCCGGCUGCUCCCGCCUCUACCACUUCCCCUGCGCCGCCGCCAGCGGCUGCUUCCAGUCCACCAAGACCCUGCGGCUGCUCUGCCCCGAGCACGUGGCCGAGGCCCUGGAGAUGGAGGACGCGCGGUGCCACGUGUGCGCCGGGCCGGGCGACCUGCGGGACCUGGUGCUGUGCACGGGCUGUGGGCAGCACUUCCACGGAGCCUGCCUGGACACGGCCCCGACGCCCCACGGGCGCUCGGGCUGGCGGUGCCCCGAGUGCAGAGCGUGCCAAACCUGCAGGCAGCCCGGCCAGGACUCCACAAUGGUGGUCUGUGGGGCCUGUGGCAAGGGCUACCACACCUUCUGCGUGGAUCCAGCCAGCCAGGGCCUCCCCACCGGCUCCUGGAAGUGCAAGAACUGCCAGGUCUGUUCCGAGUGUGGCCGGUGCCCUGUGGGGCUCGACCCUGGCUGCCAGGGGUCCACGGUGUGUGGGGGCUGCCAGGGGGGCUGCACUGCAGCCGCUACCCCUGUGGCACCAGGACACUCACCACAGCCUGAGUCGCCCGCCCAGACCUUGGAGCCCCCCAGCUGCAGCGAGCUGACGGAUGUGCCCGUCCCCCCACCUGAGCUGGAGCCUGUGGGGGGUGAUGAGGAGACACAGCCCCUCCCAGACCCCAAGGAGGCACCCCUGGACCCCAAGGAGGAACCCCCAGAACCGAAGGAGGCACCCCCGGACCCCAAGGAGGCCACCCCGGGUGAUGGCGGGUCUCCUCCUGGCGAGCUGACCCCUGUGGAAGUGCCCCCCAGUGAAGAGCCCCCCUGUGAACAGCCCCUUGAUGAAAUGCCCCCUGACAUUCAGCCCCUUGACGUGCAGCCCCCCAACAUUCAGCCCCUUGACGUGCAGCCCCCCAACAUUCAGCCCCUUGACAUGCAGCCCCCCGACAUUCAGCCCCCUGACGUGCAGCCCUCUGAGGAGCCCCCUCCUCUCGUGCUGCCCCCCGAGGAGCCCCCCUCUGAGGAACUGCCCCUCGAGAGACCACCCCUUGCUGAGCUGCCCGCUGACAGGCCCCCCCUCGAGGAGGUGCCCCCCAGUGAACGACCCCCCGAUGAGCUGCCCCUCGACAUCCCUCCCCUCAGUGAGCCGCCCCCUGAGAACCCACCCCUCGAGAAGUUGCCCCCCCAUGAACUGCUCCCUGAGGAGCUGCCCAUCAACGAAUCGCCCCCUGACGAGCUGCCCCCCAAUGAGUCGCCCCCCAAGUCUCCCCCCAGCGAGCUGCCCCUUGAAGAGCUGCCCCCCGAUGAGCUGCCCCCCAAUGAACCACCCCCCGACGAGUUGCCCUCUGGGGAACCUCCUCCCGAAGUUCUGCCCCCCGAAGAGCCUCCCCCCGACAAGCUGAGCCCCGAAGAGCCUCCCCCUGAUGAGCUGCCCCCUGAAGAGCCACUCCCCAGUGAGCUGCCCUCCGAGGAGGACCUGAAGCCACCAGGUCUCCUUCCCGAGGUGGCAGUGGCAGAGGAAGCACCAGCCCUGGCUCCGGAGGUGCCCCCCGAGGAGGAGAUGGAGCUGGAGCCGGAGCCCUCGCUGCCCCCUGAGAUGACCCCUCCACCCUCAGCUCCCCCAGCUCUCCGCGCCAUCUCUCCCGUGCGACCCCCAGACCCCUCCCCUGACGCCAAGGAGGACGAGGUGCCCGAACCUCCCACCCCAGCCCUGCCCGAGCCCCCUGGCAGCCCCGGCACCGCCAUGGACACCGAGCCCCCCGGCUCCCCACCACCCCCCCUGGGCUCCCCUGUCGUCACCCUGGCCCCCGCCGAGCCCCCCGAGGACGAGGAGAUGGAGACGGCCGGUGGUGAGGGGGAGUCCCCAGCCAGCCCCCCCGGAGAUGCCCCCCCUGGCAGCCCAGCCCCGGAGCUGGGGCCCUUCCCGGGCCUGCCUGAGGAGGAGGAAGAGGAGGAGGAAGAGGCGCCGAGGCUGGAGCGGGAGGGCACCAGCGGCAGCUCCCCGCCGCUGAGCGAGGAGGAUGCGGUGGAGGAAGGCCGGGCUGGGGGGGACCCCGAAGCCAAGGGGUCCCCCCUCCUCCUGGAGCCGGAGGAACUGGGCCCCGAGACCCCCAUGGAGGUGUGCACCGCCGGCGAGAAGCUGCUGGGGCACGGGGACGAGGGGUGCCCCGAGCCCCCUGCCCUGCGCCCGCGGCCCGACAUCCUCAACGAGAUCUCCAACCUGAGCCAGGGGGACACGAGCAGCAGCUUCCCCGGCUCGGAGCCGCUGCUGGGCUCCCCGGACCCCGAGGGCGGGGGGUCGCUGUCCCCCGAGCUGGGCCCGGCCUCGGCCGACGCCAGCCUGCAGAAGGAGGACGGGGGGUCGCUGCCCUUGGGCGCCGAGACCGACGACUCGCUGCUGUUCGAGCCGGCAGCCAAGGGCGACGGGGACAAGGGCCGGCGCCGCAGCUCCCCGGGGCGCUCCCGGGUCAAGCAGGGUCGCAGCAGCAGCUUCCCUGGGCGGAGGCGCCCCCGAGGGGGGUCCCACGGGGGCCGGGGCCGGGGCCGUGCACGCCUGAAGUCGACCACCUCGUCCGUUGACACUUUAGCACUCGCCGACGUGGAGAGCUCGCCCAGCAAGGAGGAGGACGAGGACGAUGACGACACCAUGCAGAACACGGUCGUCCUCUUCUCCAACACCGACAAGUUUGUGCUCAUGCAGGACAUGUGCGUGGUGUGCGGCAGCUUCGGGCGCGGGGCCGAGGGGCAUCUCCUCGCCUGCUCCCAGUGCUCCCAGUGCUACCACCCCUACUGUGUCAACAGCAAGAUCACCAAGGUGAUGCUGCUGAAGGGCUGGCGCUGCGUGGAGUGCAUCGUGUGCGAGGUGUGCGGCAAAGCCUCGGACCCCUCGCGCCUGCUGCUCUGCGACGACUGCGACAUCAGCUACCACACCUACUGCCUGGACCCCCCGCUGCAGACCGUGCCCAAGGGCGGCUGGAAGUGCAAGAGGUGUGUGUGCUGUGUGCAGUGCGGGGCCGCGUCCCCCGGGUUCCACUGCGAGUGGCAGAACAACUACACCCACUGCGCGCCCUGUGCCAGCCUUGUCGCGUGCCCCUUCUGCCGCGAGAAGUACGUGGAGGACGACCUGCUCAUCCAGUGCCGGCACUGCGAUCGGUGGCUGCACGCGGCGUGCGACAGCCUCUUCACUGAGGAGGAGGUGGAGCAGGCUGCGGAUGAAGGCUUCGACUGCAGCGCCUGCCAGCCCUACGUGAUCAAACCUGUGCCCGUGCCUCCCGCGGAGAUGGCCAAGGCCAAGGAUCCGGAGCCGCAGUAUUUCCGCUUCGAGGGCGUGUGGCUGACGGAGACGGGCAUGGCCGUGCUGCGCAACCUGACCCUGUCGCCCCUGCACAAGCGGCGGCAGCGCAAGGGCCGCCCCGGCGCCCUCAACGGGGAUGGGGGGCUCGAGGGGGGCGACCCCCUGGGCCCCGAGGACAAGAAGGACGGUGACCUGGACACCGACGAGCUGCUCAAGGCUGAGGUGGGUGUGGAGCACAUGGAGUGCGAGAUCAAGCUGGAGGCUCCGGCCAGCCCCGACCGCGACGUCGGCGCCGACGGGGACUCGGGGAAGGGGCUGGAGGACCCCGAGGAGUGCAAGAAGAGGAAGCGCAAGCCGUACCGGCCCGGCAUCGGCGGGUUCAUGGUGCGGCAGCGCAAGUCCCACACGCGGCUCAAGAAGGUGCCGGCGGUGCCGGCGGACGUGGGGCGUGAGGGGCUGAGCACCGAGGGGCACCCCGAGGAUGGGGCUCCGGGCGAUGUCCCGGCCGAGGCUGGCCUGGAUCCGGGUUCGGGAGAGGGGGACGAGAAGAAGAAACGCCGGGGACGGAAGAAAAGCAAGUUGGAGGACAUGUUCCCCCCGUACCUGCAGGAGGCGUUUUUCGGGAAGGCGCUGAUGGACCUGAGCCGGAAGGCGCUGCUGGCAGCGGGCGGGGUGGGGGACGGGACCGCCCGCCCCUCCCUGGGCCAGGGCGCCCCAAGGCCCAAGGGGGACCCCAACCUGGCUGGGGCACUGCAGGGAGCCCCCCCGGACAGGAGGGAGACCCCCACCCACCCCCGAGGGGAUGACAGCACCGAUGGCAGCGCCGCCGCUCCCGACGACGAUGGCAAGGACGAUGCGAAGGCCGAGGACCUGGGGGCCGAUGAGCCAAAGGAUUCCCCAGACCCUGGGGACACCGAGAAACCGGCCACCCCGGGCGAGGGAGCGCUGAGCUCUGACCUCGACAAGAUCCCCACGGAAGAGCUGCCCAAGAUGGAGAGCAAAGACGUGCAGCAGCUCUUCAAGGACGUGCUGGGCUCGGCGGAGCGGGGGGAGCAGCCCCUCAACUGCGUGGCCGGGGGGAUGGAGGCCGGGCAGGACCCCGGCCGGGCACAGCGCCCCUUCCUGCAAGGAGACCUCCAGCUCUCGGGGCAGGGGAGCGUUUCCCUGGGCUCACUCUCCGGAUCCGUCUCCUUGGACUCGUAUUCGGGGGUCUGCCCGUCCCCGUUCCUCGAUAGCAGGGAGCGGAGCGGCUUCUUCAGCCCAGACCACUGCGAGCCCGAGAGCCCCUGGGCCAGCAGCUCGGCUGCCACCACCCCCUCGACCCCCACAACGCCCACGACAGAGGGGGAGGGCGAUGGCCUGUCCUACAACCAGCGCAGCCUCCAGCGCUGGGAGAAGGACGAGGAGCUGGGCGAGCUCUCCACCAUCUCCCCCGUCCUCUACGCCAACAUGAACUUCCCCAAUCUCAAGCAGGAUUAUCCAGACUGGUCGAGCCGCUGCAAGCAGAUCAUGAAGCUCUGGAGGAAGGUCCCUGCCACGGACAAAGCCCCGUAUUUGCAAAAGGCCAAAGAUAACCGGGCGGCUCAUCGCAUCAACAAGGUGCAGAAGCAGGCCGAGAGCCAGAUCAACAAGCAGACCAAAGGGGAGGGACUGCGCAAGCCGGAGAGGCCCUCGCUGCACCUGCGGAUCCCGGUGCCGCCGGGGGCACAACCCGUCUACAUCAGCAGCCCCCCCGCCGCCGGAGAGGGCUUCCUGAAGCCCCCGGCGGGUGCCGGAGCGGGGCCGGAGUCUCCCAGCGAGCUUUUCCUCAAGCUCCCGCCCCAGUCCCCCGCCCAAGUGCCUUCGCACGACCCCUACGGCGCCUACGCGUUGGAGCCCCGCUUCCCCUCGCCCCUGGGCCAGAGCCCCACGGCGGGCGCUGCCUUCCAGCCCUUCCCUGGCCAGCCCCAGCCCCUCACUGCCCCCCGUGCCCCUCCCGACUUCCACCCCACGCCCCCCGGAACCCCCCGGCACCAGCCCGGCACCCCAGACCCUUUCCUGAAGCCCCGCUGCCCCUCCUUGGACAACCUCUCGAUGCCGGGGAGCCCCGGGGCGCGGCCCCCCGAGGCCCUGCUCUCUCCCUUGCCUUUCGGGGAGCAGAAGAAGGGUCUGGAGGUGAAGAAGGAGGAAGGGGGGAGCCUGGGGGUCUGCUCACCCGGCUAUGCCUCCGCCAUGGGCUACGGGGACUCCCCGGGCGGCCCCCACCUCUCGGCUGCGGAGCUGAAGGCGGCCGACGUCUUCAAAGCCCCCAUGACCCCACGGGUCUCUCAGGUAGAGCCGCAGAGCCCGGGGCUGGGGCACCGGCCCCCCGACCCCCACCCCUUGGCCCCCUCGCCCCCCGGCCACCCCGAUCUCUACCGCCAGUCCCCCUACCUGGACCCCUACUCGCAGCCCCCGCUGACGCCCCGGCUGCAGCCCCCCGAGGCCUGCUGUGCCCUCCCGCCCCGCUCCCUGCCCUCCGAGCCCUUCUCCCGCGUCCCCGCCAGCCCCCAGUCCCAGUCCAGCUCCCAGUCACCCCUCACCCCCCGCCCGCUCUCCAACGAAGCCUUCUGCCAGUCCCCCGUCACCCCCCGCUUCCAGUCCCCCGAUCCCUACUCCCAGCCGCCCUCCCGGCCCCAAUCCCGGGACCCCUUCACCCCCCUGCACAAACCCCCCCGGCCGCAGAUGCCGGAGCCGGGGUUCAAGCCUGGCGGGGGUUUUGGGGGUGCCCCAGCGGGUGAGCCCCAUGCCAAGGCACCGGCGGGGCCGCAGCCGCCCUUCUCUCGCUCCCCCGGCGCCAGCGUCUUCCCGGGCAGCCAGACCCCCAUGCGCUUCACCUUCCCCCCGGCCGUCUCGGAGCCGCUCAAGGGCUCCCCGUCCCACCAGCCCCAUGGGAUCAACAGCCAUUACGGCUCUGGCAAGCCCCAGAGCUCGGCCUAUGCCUCGUCCCCCGGCUUCCACCAGGCCGGCAGCCCCCUGGGCCCGGGCACGGCUGCCCCCGACACCUACAACCUCUCGCCCCUGCGGCCCCCAUCAGUGCUGCCGCCGCAGCCCCCGGCCCCCCCGCAGCAGCAGGACCCUUCCGGAGCCUUCCUGCCCCGCGCUGCGCUGGGACCGACGGCCGACAAGAGGGAGGAGGCAGCCGUGGGGCUCUCGGUGCCCCCGAACCGGGACCUGGCGGAGCUGCCCGGCGGCCAGGAUGGGGCCCUCGGCACCAUGAGCCAGUCGGAGCUGGAGAAGCAGCGGCAGCGCCAGCGGCUCCGGGAGCUGCUUAUCCGGCAGCAGAUCCAGCGGAACAGCCUGCGGCAGGAGAAGGAGAGUGCAGCCGCUGCCGCCACCUCCUCGCCCGCCGCCUGGGCCCCCGAGGCCGCCGGGCAGGGCUUCGAGCUGAGCCGGGGCAUGGCCCCCUACCAGCCAGCACAGGACAAGGGACUCCUCGGGACCUUGGCCACAGCAGCUGGCGCCGGGAAGCUGCCCGGCUCCGUCAUGGUGCAGGCGGCGUUUCCCCAGGACGAGCGGCUCUCCCGGCCCCCACCAGCGGCCACCCCGGCCACACUGGACAUCAACGGGCGGGCGACAGUGGGGCCCCCCCAGGCCUUCUACCCCCGCGGGGUCUUCCCAGCACCAUCCCCGCAGCAGCAGCAGCACCUCUGGCAGCAACAGCAGCAACAGGCGGCCGUGGCGGCCCUGCGGCUUCCCGUGACCUCCCGCUUCGCCCCCCCGGCUGCCGGGACCCCCAUGGGCAGCCUGGGCACCCGCCUGCCAGCCCCCGCCGAGGCCGUGCCCCCCUUGUCCACCACCCUGGGCGCUCCCUUCAUCGAGCUGCGACACAACGUGCAGAAGGGACCCGGGGGGGUCGUGGGGUCCCCCUUUGCCCCCCAGGCGCCCCGGCCUCGCUUCUUCCUGCCCGGGGAGGAGGGCACCGCCCAGGCCCUCUGCACCCCCGUCGUGCCCAUGCAGGCGCUGCCACCCCAGAAGGUUCCGGCGCCGCUCCCGCCCGCGUCCCCGCAGGGAGCAGAGAUGGGCAACAGCCACCAGCAGCCCCACGCCAAGGUGGCCCCCCCGCCACUGCCGGCCCCCACCCUGGAGCUGCAGCACGUCCCCCCCCGCCCGCUGUCCUCGGGCACUGCCCUGCGCCCCGAGGGUCCCAAGGAUGGCCCCGCUCCAGACCCGGCACCGGCCCCAGGGAAGAGCCACCUGAGCCUGGAGGGGGCACGGCUGCCCUGCGAGGUGCCCGUGGAGCCCGAUUUGGAUGACGACUUCGGCUCCCACAAGGACUUGGAAGAUGACGAUGAUUUGGCCAACCUGAGCCUGGAUCCGGACGUGGCCAAGGGGGACGAUGAUUUGGACAACCUGGACAGCCUGGAGACAGCAGACCCCCACCUCGACGACCUGCUGAACGGUGACGAGUUCGACCUGCUGGCCUACACCGACCCCGAGCUGGACACCGGGGACAAGAAGGACAUCUUCAACGAGCACCUGCGCCUGGUCGAGUCGGCCAACGAGAAAGCCGAGCGCGAGGCCCAGCUCAAGACGGAGCCGCCACCGCCCACCUUGAAGCUCCCCGACCCCGGGGACAGCAAAGAUGUGACCCCAUCUGCGGAGAACCAGGAGGUGCCCAAGGAAGGGCUGGUGCCCAGUGCGAGCUUGGGACCCUCUGCCUGCCCCACGGGCGCCGUGCUGGCCCCUGACCCGGCUUUCAAGGCGCAGGGUGCGGAGGCAAAGCCCGGCUCGCUGCCCACCGAGGUGAAGCCCAAGCUGGAGGAUGGUUGCCUGAAGACCUCGCCCUGCCAGUUCACUGGCCCCGAGCGGCUCCCGGUGCCCGUCAAGUCGGAGGGGCUGCAGGGCACCGACAAAAUCUCUGCCUCGCUGGGGCUGAGCCUCAAACCCGGCCAGACCCUCCUGAGCCCCAGCACCGGCCCCGCUCGCCUCGGCCUGACUCAGUUCCCCAACAGCGGCCACGCCGGUGUCCCCGUGCCGGACAAGGACCCCUACACUGCCCCCGGCCGUGGGCUGGCCCCUGCCCAGCUUGGCAGCCAGAGCAACCCCUUGCUGGAGAAGUUUGAGCUGGACAGCGGAGCGCUGGGGCUGGGCAGCGCCCGGCACUCGCCGGCGGAUGACCUGGACAAGAUGGAGAGUUCGCUGGUGGCCAGUGAGCUGCCGCUGCUCAUCGAGGACCUGCUGGAGCACGAGAAGAAGGAGCUGCAGAAGAAGCAGCAGAUGUCGGCCCACCUGCCCCGCAGCACCCCCCACCUCCCGGCCCCAGGGCACCCCAUGCUGCACACGGGGGCGGCUGGGCAGCCCCCCGAGGGGCAGCCGCCCCGCCUGGGCGCCCCUCAGACCCCCCUCCAGCUGGGGCUGGUGGCCCGGCCGCCACUGAUGCCACCGCAGCCCCCCCGGCUCGGUGCACCCCAGCAGGGCCCGGCGCUGGCCCCCCACAUGGGCAUGGCCUCGGGGCAGCCCCACGUGCUGGCAUCCCCACAUGGGGUGCAGGUGGCCCUGGGGCAGCCGCAGCAGAGCCAGCAGCAGGUGCUGGUGCAGAAGCCGAUGGCCGGGGUGCAGCCCCCCACCCUGGGCCUGAAGCCCCCCCAGCUCGUCAUGCAGCAGCAGUUGGCCAACAGCUUCUUCCCAGACACAGACCUGGACAAGUUUGCGGCUGAGGACAUCAUGGACCCCAUUGCCAAGGCCAAGAUGGUGGCACUGAAGGGCAUCAAGAAGGUGAUGGCUCAGGGCAGCAUCGGGGUGGCCCCAGGCAUGAACAGGCAACAGGUUUCCCUGCUGGCCCAGCGGCUCUCAGGGGGCCCAGCAGUCUCUGAGAUGCAGAACCACUUGCUGGCAGGGAGUGGGCAGGAGCGAAGCGGCACAGACCCAACCCAGGCUCGGCCCAACCCACCCACCUUCGCACAGGGCGUCAUCAACGAGGCUGACCAGCGGCAGUACGAGGAGUGGCUGUUCCACACGCAGCAGCUGCUGCAGAUGCAGCUGAAGGUGCUGGAGGAGCAGAUCGGGGCUCACCGCAAGUCCCGCAAGGCGCUCUGUGCCAAGCAGCGCACGGCCAAGAAGGCCGGCAGGGAGUUCCCCGAGGCCGACGCCGAGAAGCUGAAGCUGGUGACGGAGCAGCAGAGUAAGAUCCAGAAGCAGCUGGACCAGGUGCGGAAGCAGCAGAAGGAACACACCAACCUCAUGGCCGAGUACCGCAACAAGCAGCAGCAGCACCAGCACCAGGCCUCGGCCGUGAUGGCCCUGAGCCCCUCGCAGAGCCCCCGCCUCAUGUCCAAGCUCCCGGGGCAGCUCCUCUCGGCACACGGGGUGCAGCAGCCCGGGGGGGCCGUGGUGGGAGCGCAGGGCCUCGGGCAGCAGCCGGGGCAGCCCGGGGGGCUGCGCCUGUCCCAGGGCGGUGUGUCCAUGGCCGUGCAGCAGGGCCUGUCCUUCAUGGGGCAGCAGGCCAUGGGGAACGCCCCGGGACCCGGCUCCUCCAGCGCCUUCUUCGCCGGGAACCCCGCGCUGCGCGGGCUGGCCGCCGACAGCCGCCUGAUGCAGGAGCGGCAGCUCCAGAGGAUGCAGCUGGCGCAGAAGCUGCAGCAGCAGAACAUGCUGGGACAGGUGUCACUGCCACAGCAGCAGCAGCAGCAGCCGGGUGUGAUGGGACAGAGCUCCAUGCAGCAACCAGGUGUGAUGGGACAGGUGUCGCUGCAGCAGCCGGGGGUGAUGGGACAAGUGCCCAUGCAGCAACAGGGUGUGAUGGGACAGACCCCCAUGCAGCAGCCAGGAGUGAUGGGACAGGCGUCCAUGCAGCAAUCAGGUGUGAUGGGACAGGCAUCAAUGCAGCAAUCAGGUGUGAUGGGACAGACGUCACUGCAGCAAUCAGGUGUCAUGGCACAAGCAUCGAUGCAGCAACAGGGCGUGAUGGGUCAAGCCUCCAUGCAGCAGCCCGGUGUGAUGGGACAGGCAUCGCUGCAGCAGCCCGGUGUGAUGGGACAGGCAUCCAUGCAGCAACAGGGCGUGCUGGCCCAGGCAGCCAUGCAGCAGCCGGGUGUGAUGGGACAGACGUCGAUGCAGCAACAGGGCAUGAUGGGCCAGGCGUCCAUGCAGCAGCAGGGUGUGAUGGGACAGAGCUCGAUGCAGCCACAGAGCAUCAUGGCCCAGACGUCCAUGCAGCAGCCAGGCAUGAUGGGACAAGCUUCAAUGCAACAGGCAGGUGUGAUGGCGCAGACGUCGAUGCAGCAACCGGGCAUGAUGAGCCAGGCGUCCCUGCAGCAGCCGGGGGCACUGGGCCAGGCCCCCAUGCAGCCAACGGCCGUGGCGGGGCAGCCCGGCCUGCUGGGGCAGCAGCAGCAGCCCCCGACCCCACAGCCCGGCGCGGGGGCUCAGCCCAUGGUGCCGAAGGCCGGGGGGCUGCUGGGCAGCCAGCAGAGCCUGCUGGUGCAGCAGCUCUCGCCCCAGCAGCAGCCGGGCGUGCUGGGCCACGCGCCGGCACCGGGGCUGCAGCACCAGCCCAUGCUGGGCCACCCCCAGCCCCAGCGCCAGGUGCUCCUGGCCCCCCACCAGCAGCGGGUGCUGGGCUCGCCCCAGCUGGCACCGCAGACUCCGGGGAUGCUGAGCCACCGGCUCGUGCUGUCCCAGCAGCUGGGACAGUCGCGGGCACUGCUGACCCCGCAGCAGCAGCAGCAGCAGCAGCAGCAGCAGAACUCGGCCCAGCCGGGCCUCCUGGGGCUGGGCCAGGGGCAGGCCUCGAUCCAGCACUUUCCGCAGCACGGGGCGGGGGGCCAGGCCCCCUCUGUGCUGCACCUGAGUCAGGGAAUGCAGCCGGCCCCGGCGGUCCUGGCUGCCAAGGACCAGCCCACGGGGGUGGAUGGCAGCGCCCUGCCCGCCGAGGGCGGCGAGAGCGGGGGGCAGCUGCACGGGGAGCAGCAGGGACCCCUCAACCCCCAAGGGCUGGGGGGCCCGGAGACCGUGGCCCCCAAGCACCAGGCUGAGCUGGGGCAGGGCCAGCAGCUCCUCUUGGCCUCCCCACAGCCGGGAAUGCUGCGGGCAGCCCCUGGGCAGCAGGGUACCCUGCUCGCCCCGCCGCUGCAGAGCCCCGGGGCCGCCCACCCCGAGCUGUCCCAGCAGCACGGGGACACGGCCGGGGUGGCGGAGCCGCCGCUGGGCUGCGGGACGGGCCCGGCACCGGGCAUGGUGCCGGCACCGCGGCCCCCGGAGCAGCCGGGCAAGGGGCCGGCAGGGACCCUGCAGGGGCAGCCCCAGCCCCCGCGGCUCCAGAGCCCCGGGCAGCACAAAGCAGGGCCGGCACCGGGCACGGCCACGCUCCCCCCGGCGCUCCUGGGGCAGGUGCCGGGGCCGGUGAUGGGCCAGAUCCGGGCGCAGCUCCAGGGUGUCCUGGCCAAGAACCCGCAGCUGCGGCACCUGACGCCGCAGCAGCAGCAGCAGCUCCAGGCCCUCCUGGUGCAGCGGCACCAGCAGAGCCUCCUGCAGCAGAGCCAGGCACUCCGGACCCCCGGCCCCUUCCCCGGGCAGGCCCCGGACUACGGCUCGCCCGCCGCCCGCCAGCCCCCUCGCCCCAUGGGGUCCCUCUUCCAGCCCCGGCCGGGCACCCCGGCAGAGCCCGGCCUUGUCCGCCUCCCCACUCCACCGGCCCCCUCGCCCCUGGGCUGUGCCCCCCAGCACGUGGCCAGCCCCGAGCAGAGCCCCCAAGAGCCAAAGAAGACGUCACCGGGGGUCCCGGCCUCGACCCCCAGCCCUGCAGUGCCCACAGAGCCGGGGCUGACGCCCACGCCGAGCGCUGCCCUCCCUGACCCAGCACGUGGCCCCUGGGACCCCGAGGCGCCCGGGGUGGACCCAGCCGACCCCAGCGAGAUCCACAUCAAUGGGGCAGUGCCAGAGGGGGCCCCUGUGGCAGGCGAAGGCCCCCAGGUGUUGGUGAAGCAGGAGCCGAAGGAGGAGGCGGCAGCAGCGGCGCAGUGUGAGCUGGACGGAGACGAGACGGCAAAACCGGAGGCCAACGGGGACCCUGGGGCCGGCCAAGCCAACAGCCUGCUGGCCCCGGGCGGGCGCUCUGAGGCCGGGCACCUGCUGCUGCAGAAGCUGCUGCGGGCCAAGAACGUGCAGCUCUCAGCACAGAGCCCGGGCGAGCUCAAUGGGCACACGGAGAGCCGGAGCGCCGGGAUGGAGCCGCGGCCACAGCCGCUGCUGCUGGGCCGGGAGGACCCCUCCAUCGCCAGGAAGCCGGCGCCCACCAAGCCCAAGCGGGUGCAGAAAGGCAACGAGCGGAUCCCGGCUUCCCGCAAGAAGCUGCGGAAGGAUGAGGGGCUGCGUCCUGGCGAGGCCCUCAUGAGGCAGCUGAAGCAGGAGCUGUCGCUGCUGCCGCUGACGGAGCCGACCAUCACAGCCAACUUCAGCCUCUUUGCGCCCUUCGGCAGCAGCCCCAUCAACGGGAAGAGCCAACUGCGGGGCGCCUUCGGCAGCGCCGUGCUCGACAGCGUCCCUGACUACUACUCCCAGCUGCUCACCAAGAACAACCUCAGCAACCCGCCCACGCCGCCCUCCUCGCUGCCCCCCACACCCCCUCCCUCCGUGCAGCAGAAGAUGGUGAACGGUGUCACGGCCCCCGAGGAACUGGGUGAGCAGCCCAAGGACACCGACCCAGCCCGCGAGCCCCACGGCCAGAAAGACGCACCGGCUGUGGAGGUGAAGAGCCUGGACCUGCUGGCAGCUCUGCCCACCCCGCCACACAACCAGACCGAGGACGUCAGGAUGGAGAGCGACGACGAGAGCGACUCCCCUGACAGCAUCGUCCCUGCCUCGUCCCCCGAGAGCGUCCUGGGCGAGGAGCUGCUGCGAUUCCCGCUGCUCAGCGAGGCCAAGCCGGAGCUGGAGGAGCGUGUGCUGUCUCCCAUCAUCCCCAUCAUCCCCCGGGCCAGUAUCCCAGUGUUCCCUGACACGAAACCCUACGAGGCCGCAGAGCCCUUUGGGGCCCCCCCAGGGAAGGUGGGGGCAGCAGGCCCCGGAGCCCCGUGGGAGAAGGGCAAGAGCAGCGAGGUCUCUGUCAUGCUGACAGUGUCCGCGGCGGCUGCCAAGAACCUCAAUGGGGUGAUGGUGGCCAUGGCUGAGCUGCUGAGUGUGAAGAUCCCCAGCUCCUACGAGGUGCUGUUCCCCGACGGCCCCGUGCGAGUGGCCGUGGUCGAGGCCAAGAAGGUGGAGGCUGAUAUGGCUGGGAUGCUCGGAGGGAAGGAGAAGGCGCUGGCUGGGAAGGUGCCAGACAGCAGCUCCGAGUGGCUGAAGCAGUUCGACGCGGUGCUGCCUGGGUACAGCCUCAAGGGCGAGCUGGACCUCCUGACACUGCUCAGACAGGAGAGCCCCGCACCUGAGAAGACCCUUCACCACUGCUACGUCAACAACGUGUCCAACCUGGACGUGCGGCAGCUCUCCGUCAUGCCCCAGGAGCCCUCGCCCCCGCUGUCCCCCUCCGUCCCCUCCCCGUCCAGCCCUGCCGAGCCCACCAGGGUCCCCAACCCCGAGGUGGCCCACGAGGCCGCCCCGGCGUCGCCGCUGCUGCCGGCCCCCUCCCCGGCCCCCCAGGAGGAAGGGGCCGCAGCCCCCCACUCGCCGCCCCGUUUCAAGCCGCGCUCGCGGCCGCCCGAGGACGGGGACGAGGCGCGGCCGCGGCUGAAGAAGUGGAAGGGGGUGCGCUGGAAACGGCUGCGCUUCCUCGUCACCAUCCAGAAAGGGGGGGCCAAGCGCGACGGCGACAAGGAGAUCGCCGAGUUCAUCGACAAGCUGGGCACCACCCUGCGCCCCGAGAAGGUGCCGCGGGACCUGCGCAAGUGCUGCUUCUGCCACGAGGAGGGCGACGGGGCCACGGACGGGCCGGCCCGCCUGCUCAACCUCGACCUCGACCUCUGGGUCCACCUGAACUGCGCCCUGUGGUCCACGGAGGUGUACGAGACGCAGGGCGGGGCCCUGAUCAACGUGGAGGUGGCCCUGCACCGCGGGCUGCUCACCAAGUGCUCCCUGUGCCAGAAAACCGGCGCCACCAACAGCUGCAACCGCAUCCGCUGCCCCAGCGUGUACCACUUCGCCUGCGCCAUCCGCGCUAAGUGCAUGUUCUUCAAGGACAAGACCAUGCUGUGCCCCCUGCACAAGCUGAAGGGGCCCUGCGAGCAGGAGCUCAGCAGCUUCACCGUGUUCCGCCGCGUGUACAUCGAGCGGGACGAGGUGAAGCAGAUCGCCAGCAUCAUCCAGCGCGGGGAGCGGCUCCACAUGUUCCGCGUGGGCGGGCUGGUCUUCCACGCCAUCGGGCAGCUGCUGCCCCACCAGAUGGCCGAUUUCCACAGCGUCACCGCGCUCUACCCCGUGGGCUACGAGGCCACGCGCAUCUACUGGAGCCUGCGGACCAACAACCGCCGCUGCUGCUACCGCUGCACCAUCUGCGAGAACAACGGGCGCCCCGAGUUCGUCGUGCAGGUCAUCGAGCAGGGCCUGGAGGAUCUCGUCUUCUCUGACUCCUCACCACAAGCCGUCUGGAACCGGAUCAUCGAGCCGGUGGCGAUGAUGAGGAAGGAGGCCGACAUGCUGCGGCUCUUCCCUGAGUACCUGAAGGGCGAGGAGCUCUUCGGCCUCACGGUGCACGCGGUGCUGCGCAUCGCCGAGUCGCUGCCGGGUGUUGAGAGCUGCCAGAACUACCUGUUCCGCUACGGGCGCCAUCCCCUGAUGGAGCUGCCACUGAUGAUCAACCCCACCGGCUGCGCCCGCUCCGAGCCCAAGAUCCUCACCCAUUACAAGAGGCCCCACACCCUGAACAGCACAAGCAUGUCCAAGGCCUACCAGAGCACGUUCACGGGCGAGACCAACACGCCCUACAGCAAACAGUUCGUGCACUCCAAGUCCUCCCAGUACCGGCGCCUGAAGACGGAGUGGAAGAACAACGUGUACCUGGCGCGCUCCCGCAUCCAGGGGCUGGGGCUCUACGCGGCCAAGGACAUCGAGAAGCACACGAUGGUCAUCGAGUACAUCGGCACCAUCAUCCGCAACGAGGUGGCCAACCGGCGGGAGAAGAUCUACGAGGAGCAGAACCGUGGCAUCUACAUGUUCCGCAUCAACAACGAGCACGUCAUUGACGCCACACUGACGGGGGGCCCGGCCAGGUACAUCAACCACUCGUGUGCCCCGAACUGUGUGGCCGAAGUCGUGACCUUCGACAAGGAGGACAAGAUCAUCAUCAUCUCCAGCCGGCGCAUCCCCAAGGGGGAGGAGCUCACCUACGACUACCAGUUCGACUUCGAGGACGAUCAGCACAAGAUCCCCUGCCACUGUGGAGCCUGGAAUUGCAGGAAGUGGAUGAACUAGCUGGGAAAAACGGGGCUGGGGGCCGCCACCCCCGCCUGGGAGACCUCGCCAAGCCCCUCCCCGGGGCCGCGGGAGGUGCCAGGGGCAGCCGGGCACGGAGGGAGGAGCGGCCGCGGCGCCGCCGGCCCUGCUCGGGCGGGACGGACAGACGGACGAACUGGCAACUCAGGGUUUUCUUUGCUUCGUCCUGCGAGGAAAAAAACAAACAAACAAACGGAGUGGGGGGCUCGGAAGCCCCCCCUUCAGCCCCCCCCCCCCGCCAGCCUCCCUCGUGGGGGAGCCACGGGGGAGCAGCGCCGGGCCCAGCGCGCGGAGCCGGCCCGGAUAUAACGAUUAUUUUAUUCUAUUUUAUUUUAUUUUAUUUUGUUUUCGGUUCUUUUGGGUUUUUUGGUUGGUUUUUUUUUUUUUGGUUUUUUUUUUUUUGGUUUUUUUUUUUUUUUUAGAAACUAAUAAUAUUUGCUCGCUAAUUACCAAGGUAA